AUGGCUCCUCCACUCAACCUCCUCAUCCGCGCCCUCGUCGCCUUCGAGGACGUAAUCAUCAGACAGGUCCGCACGCACCACUACCCCUCCUACGGCCCAGGCUUCCACCGCGGUGUCGGCCGCAUCCAACGAUUCGUAGACGAGAAGCAGAACGGGCCGAUGCCGCAUGAGCCGUUGCGACAGGGAGAAGCGUCAGCUAAUCCCGAGGAUCGAGGGUUCGCACACCACUUCUUCGAGGAGCUGAAGAAUCAGUUCCGCGGGACGCCGACGGAUCCGCCGCCGCGGGGACCGCCUGCGCCGCCGAAGCGGUGA
Messenger RNA from Colletotrichum chrysophilum, 312 nucleotides. RefSeq lists its product as uncharacterized. Bases 1 to 312 code for a protein of 103 amino acids. The transcript has 3 exons. The record is from RefSeq and is a predicted model, not a curated record. Lineage: Eukaryota; Fungi; Ascomycota; Sordariomycetes; Glomerellales; Glomerellaceae.